Trypanosoma cruzi is the source of this 1992-nucleotide messenger RNA. RefSeq lists its product as uncharacterized. Gene Ontology annotation, molecular function: protein binding. Bases 1 to 1992 code for a protein of 663 amino acids. The transcript has a single exon. The record is from RefSeq and is a predicted model, not a curated record. Lineage: Eukaryota; Euglenozoa; Kinetoplastea; Trypanosomatida; Trypanosomatidae.
AUGAUUCAUCUUUUUGUGGAUGGGGAUUAUUUUCUCAGUGGUAUGACGCCCACAUCCGAGGAGGCGGUGCGGGGCGGCGUUGAGGACAUGCUGGACGCCAUCACGACUCAGCUGUUUGGUCAGACAAACAGAGGGGCGGCAGCAGUGGCGGUUGAGCAACGCAUUGUGUUUUUUUCCUCUUCCAUCUUAAAGGCUUUAGAGGGGCAGCAGUCGCAGCGUGACGUGCUCAUCACCGCACUGCGACGCCUGCGCUUCCAGACGAUUGUGCUCGACAGCAUUUCAAGCCGCGCGGGAUCGCCCGUGGAUGCCGCGAUAUGCACUAAAACAAUGUCGAUCCUUGCAAAGGCCCAUGGGGCCCUUAACGUCAAUAUCGGUGGCGGCGGCGGCGGAGGAGGAGGAGGAGGAGGAGGGGGAGGGAAGUUCAUGACGCUUGUGUACUUUGCGGCGAAUGCGUACAUAUCCUCCGCGUUGGAGUGGGCGCAUGACGCCGGGUGUGGGGUUUGUUUUGUCGUUUACAAUGGCGACAGUGUGGCCGAUGAGCUGAUGGCGUACGUGAGCCCCACGUACGGUAGCGGCGGUGGUAUUGCGACGAUUGCAAAAGGAGAGGGGAUUAACUUUAUCCCCAACACGGGGGCCGCAAGUGCCGCCUUGGCGGCUUUGCAGCACGAGGGCAAAGAACUCCCACUAGCUGUUCUGAUGCAGCUUAAACAACUGCAGCAGCGACUGACAGGUGGUGAUGCUCAGGUGGGGAACACACGGAAUGCUGCCGCCGUGCCUGGGACGGAUUCUUUGGCAUCAUCACUAAUUCCGUCUGCGUCUGCGGGUGGGGCGGCUUCACUGUUGUCACCUGCGGAUGCCUCUUCCCGUCCGCACCCGCCGCCCAUUGCGGGUGCCCCCGACCCUUUCCUUCCCGAUGACGAUAAGUCUGCGGACAAGAAGAAACAGCACACGACCGCCAUAGAUGCCACUGCCCCCUCAUCCACCAGCACGGAGGAGCCGAAGUUGGACACGCUCACGCUGGGAGCCGCGAAGAACACGGGAGAUGAUGCGAAACAAACGGCACACGUCCUGCCGGCGGCCGGCACGACGACGCCCAUGCGUGCUACGGCCACUCCGGAUGUCGCAAAGCCAGCAGAAACAGCAACGACACCCGUGAGUAUGGCGAUGAAUACAGCACCACCGUUGCCACAUGCACCCACUGCAACGACCGAUGCCCAGCCAAAAAGCACGGCAGCUUCUGCUUUUCCUGAGCCGGAGGUCUCCACGCGUCUCCCAGCCGGUUGGACCCUCAUGUACGAUCGGCAACGACGUCGUCACUUUUUUUUUUACACAAACGCCGACCGUGUGGUGAAGACCACAUGGACUCACCCAGGCGGUCUCGAGGAGCAGAUGGACUUGGAGCGCCAGGUGGAAAGCUGGCAUCGAAAGCAGCAAGAGCGUCGUCAGGCUGAAGCAAAUGGAAAUGAACGGAAUGAUCAUACGAAACCAACGACGACAAGUACGGCAGCGGAGGUAACAACAGGAGCAGCUAGAGAUUGGGAUGAGUGUGUCGACCCCAAGAGCGGACGCAAGUAUUACGUGAAUCGGUAUACCAAACAAACCUCAUGGACACUUCCAACAGCAGUAGCGAGUGUGACUAGCAAUAACCCUGCAAUGAAUGCGGCAGAAGUGAGACCAAAUCCGAUGGCCGCCACACCGAACACCAACAUGCUGCCGCCGUUCUGGGAGGAGUGUGUUGACCCAAAGAGUGGACGGAAAUUUUACGUGAAUCACCAAACACGCGAGACAACAUGGACGCGGCCGCAAGCGACUCCCGUCACGACACCACAACACGUACCGCAGCCGCACGCGCUGACACCGUCACACGCUGUCGCCCCCGCUUCUAUUAUCACUGCGCUGCCGCCGUUCUGGGAGGAGUGUGUUGACCCAAAGAGUGGACGGAAAUUUUACGUGAAUCACCAAACACGCGAGACAACAUGGACGCGGCCAUAA